Trichoderma gamsii is the source of this 135-nucleotide messenger RNA. RefSeq lists its product as hypothetical. The transcript has a single exon. The record is from RefSeq and is a predicted model, not a curated record. Lineage: Eukaryota; Fungi; Ascomycota; Sordariomycetes; Hypocreales; Hypocreaceae. The annotation marks the transcript as partial.
CAUCAGCAUAGUAAACCAUCAUCUCCAUUCUGCACACCAUCUACUGAAAAGCAUCAGGCCAAAGUAGAACUCUCUGCUCUCUUCUCCAUCAUAUCCUUGUAUCUCACCAACAUGUCCCGAAUGUCCUCCGACUGA